AUGAAAACAAAGUGUAAAGGACAUUGUGAUCAGACAUUGGAUUGUCAUUUAUGUGGUAUUUGCUCUGCAAAAUUUUAUAAUGUUGAACGGUUCAUUGAACAUAAGAAAAAUUGUUCAAAUUCACACAAACAGAGUUCGGCAAUAACAUCAAAUCCGGAUGCGGAAUCGGUACCAAUCGAUUUAUCGAAAAAACAUGCUUCAGAUGAUCUCGAUAGAAAAAGUAUUCUAGAAGACAAAUCAAAUUUGUUGUUUGAUCCUUUACAAACAAUACAAUCUCAUCAACAGCAACUAUUGGAGCUUUAUGCGCAAUUGGCAGCAAGUCACAAUAGGCACACAGAUUCGGAACAAAGUAGCGAUGAUGGCGGUAAUACUUCUUCAUAUGUCUUAUCACCGCCAUCUAGUAAUGGUAUCGCAGAGAAAAUUCAUCCUUGUGUUGCUGAACGAUGUCCACAGCAUUUCUCAUCUCGUGGUGCUUUGCUGUGGCAUAUUCUUCGGCGACAUCCCGGUGAAAAGCUUUUGCAAUGUAAACAAUGCGAGGAACGGUUUCCUGAUCCUGAACAGAUACACGAGCAUCGCUGUGACUUGCUGCAACGUAGUGCUUCCACAGGUGUCCUGGAACGUGGCACGUCACCAGAUGCAGAUCGUGGCUCGGUACCAGCUCGUUUGCAAACUUCCUACACGCUGGUAGCAAGAAGUCCGGAUGCUAUUGCAAGCGAUCUGAACUAUGGUGGCACGGUACCUGUAAAUGCUCUAACGUCGGUUCCAGCACCUCCAGCUCCUGCACCUCUUUCACGAAUGUUAUUUUCGCAACUUUUUGGUGCACCAACUGCAACUGCAGUGGUUGCUGCAACAGCUGCUGCUACAGUCCCGUCAACGUCCGCUGCAGUGAAAGAUACCGUAUUGGAUCUGUCCAAUUCUGCACCAAACAAACAACAACCGCAGCAGCAACAAUUCCUACCAAUACCUGCUAUUCCACAGCAAUUUAUCAGGCCACCCUUCAGUUUUGGUCAAUUUGCGGCAGCCGCAGCAGCUACACUACGUUCCGCUCCGCAUCCCGACUUAUUUCUAAACGGUCCUUCAUCCACACCACUACUAAACAAUGACGAUGAUUGGGAGGCAUUAAUGGAAGUGAGUACAACGGAUGAAUCCGAGAAAAUACGGGCAUUAGUUGGUGACAAAGCUUUACCAACAACAGAUCCCAAUCAGUGCUUGCUAUGCAGACGGGUACUUUCGUGUAAAAGUGCUCUGCAAAUGCAUUAUAGGACACAUACUGGUGAACGUCCUUUUAAAUGUAAAAUAUGCCAACGAGCAUUUACAACAAAAGGUAACCUCAAAACUCAUAUGGGUGUUCAUCGAGCCAAGCAUUCCUUUCGUGGACUUGCUGCCGCCACAACAAAUGUCCACCAUCAGUGUCCCAUCUGCCAGAAACGAUUCUUCACCGCUCAUUUGCUUCAGCAGCACGUUGCACAACAUACGAAUCAGUCAAGCAGGAAUGGUAUUUUAACACCGUUUGAAGUACCAGUAGCUUCUACGCAAGGAUUCGAUCGACGUACUGAGCAACAUCAUCCACCUUCGUCAGCUCCCCCAUCAAAUGGUACUUCUUCUAUGCUUCAAGUAAAUGCUGCAAAUUUGAUGUUACCUAUGAAGAAUGAUCUUGUGUCAACACCAUUCAUGCCACCUUUUCCGUUCUUUCCGCUUGGUUUACCGCGUGGUCUUUCAAGUCCGAUCGCUGCUUCCAGCGCACCUCAAACAUCACUUGGAUCAAUGCCAUUUACAAUUAACCAUCAAAUUAGCCCAAAACAAGAAGAACAUCAACACCAACAACAGCAAUUGCAACACUCGAUAAAAUCGGAAUUAUUACAACUACCAUUACCAGUAACCACACGGCCGGAAUCACUACCGACCGCACCGUUACGUCUAGAAACUUCACCAACUGUAUUUAGUCUAUCCGGAAAAUCAAUCCAUGCUACAAAAGAUGAUGAUGAAGUAGCUUCAACCAGUAGCUCACAUAAUGGCUUAUCGCUACCGCUGAUAGCAACAGCAUUAUCAGCAAACACAAAUGAUCCGGUGGCAAACUGCACCGCCUGCUACCAGUUUUUCCCAAAUCAGAUUGCACUAGAACUACAUAUGAGAACUCAUUGUGAAGAUACUCCAUUGAAGUGCUUCAUUUGCGGUACCACCUAUACGACAAAAGGUAAUCUGAAACGGCAUAUGUCAUCAAAACAUCAAAUUCAUUAUCCUUGUUCACCGGAUGCCAACUCUAAUAACAGUGAUGAUGAUGAUGACGACGAUGAUGACGAUGAUGAUAAUGAUGAAGAUGAUGAUGACGAUGAAGAGGAAGAUCAUGCUUCAUUUACUCAAGCUGGAAAUGAACAAAUGGAUACCUUUGAAAGUCAACAUGGUAUAUCAGAAUCCACCGAUGAUGACAAUUCACCAGAACAACAACAGCAGCAACAAGAACAACAACAAGAGGAGGAGGAAGAAGAACAGCAGCGGAAUGCGGAAACUUCGGAUGAUAAGCCGUCCCCGACAUCGUCCGUGUCCGCUGCAAUUCCUCCACCUCUCAGUAGCACACCGAAUCCUUUAGAUGCAAUGCAGAAAAUGUGGGCGGAAACUGAACCACCACCUCCGCGACAAGCUCCUGUACUGUCGAAACACCAAUGUGGUGUAUGUUUCAAGCACUUCAGCAGCAGUUCCGCAUUGCAAAUUCAUAUGCGAACUCAUACCGGUGACAAACCCUUCAAAUGUGAAGUAUGCAAUAGAGCGUUCACGACACGUGGCAAUUUGAAGGUACACAUGGGUACCCAUAUGUGGCAACAAAGUCCGUCCAGGAGAGGUCGUCGGAUUUUUGAAUUUGGUGCCGACAAUAUCUUGCGGUCAGAGUUACUACCAGCAUUCGGUUUAGGUGCCGAAGGUGCAUUUCGUGUCGGAUCUUUCGAUCCAAAAGUUAAUUCAUUGCGCUCCGGGAGAUUUGGCUUAGAUUCACCAUCAUCGCAAUCUACUGCUAUACCUCCUGCACCGCCACCACCACCAUCACCAUUUUCAGUUUUACCUUUUCCCUUACCACUUCUACCACAAGUAAGCAAUGCCGGUGCUUGUACUCCAAAUCAAAUGGAUACUGUGAUGUGGAUGUGGAAAACGGUUUGUUCGGUGUGCCAAAAAAUUUGUGCUUCUCCGCAAGAACUUGAAAAGCACCUGAAACAACAUUUAAAUGGUACCUUACGUACCGAUAAUACAAAUACGGCGAAAGUUACCCCAUUGUUACAAAAAACCGAGUGA
Messenger RNA from Brugia malayi, 3279 nucleotides. It is a transcript of the gene Bma-sem-4, whose product is annotated as Zinc finger, C2H2 type family protein. Gene Ontology annotation, molecular function: RNA polymerase II cis-regulatory region sequence-specific DNA binding; DNA-binding transcription factor activity, RNA polymerase II-specific. Gene Ontology annotation, biological process: regulation of transcription by RNA polymerase II. The transcript has 14 exons. Gene Ontology annotation, cellular component: nucleus. The record is from RefSeq and is a predicted model, not a curated record. The coding region runs from base 1 to 3279 and encodes 1092 amino acids. Lineage: Eukaryota; Metazoa; Nematoda; Chromadorea; Rhabditida; Onchocercidae.